Molecule: messenger RNA, 9177 nt
Organism: Cinara cedri
Lineage: Eukaryota; Metazoa; Arthropoda; Insecta; Hemiptera; Aphididae
Source: the annotation of a GenBank genome assembly
AUGGAAGAAUUAAAAGACAAAAGUUUGCAUUUAACUGCAGAAAAACUAGCUGAAGAACUACAAAAAAUGGACAAUUAUAAUGGGUUUUAUGAAGACUUGCAGGUAUAAUGUAUAAAUAUUAUAUAAUCUGGCAUAAUAUAUAAUUUAAAAAUUAGUAUAAUUAUAUAGGUAGAUAUUUCAUAAAUUGUUUCUAUUGAUUUAAACAACUUGUAUUUUAGAUUCGGUUACUAUGAUGUGUAUUUUUUUUUUGUAUUUCUUUUUUCUUUGUCUCUGAUGAACUUUUAUACCAGAAAUCUUGCUUCGAUGUAUAAAAUGUAGCACUUUUUCUGAAAGGAAAUUGUAUCUAUAAUUAGUGCAUAUAAGAAAUAAUUUUUUGAUUUUCAUAAUACUUAAGAAAAACCAGAAAAACAAUUAUUGGAAUAACGUUAAAUAUUUAUUGCACUCCACCGACGUUACUUAUUUCAUUGUUUUUUAUUUUUGAAAAAUUGUUUUCUACAAGAAAUACUGACUUAAUCAAAAGAAGAAGAAAAGUGACUUUUUUUUGUUGCAUUUUGAAUUUGGUUGCUCACGAAGUAAGUUAAUUUUUGAUUUUCCAAGUAGUUUUUAUAAUAAUGAAGAAAAUCUGGAAAGAACAAUUAGUGAAAACUGAUAAAUUUACAGUGUUAUGGUUUCUUUAAUUCAAAUUUGUAUGGCUUAUGUUUCUAUAAAAAAUAUUGCUCCAAUAAAAAAACAACAAUAGACCUUUUUUGAUGUAGUUUUUGGACAAGAAAGUAAUUUUUUUGUUUUUCCAAAAUUAAAAUUUUAAAAACACAUUAUUUAUUUUUGAGCUAUUUAUACAAUUUUUAAUUUUGGUAGAUUUUUCAUGCAAUUUUAAUUUAGUAGGUAGUUACUCUGUGGAUGAAAUUGUAGAUUAAAAAAAAAUGAUUGAAAACAUAAGGUUCAUUAUAAGUUAUAAUGUUGUAAAUUACAAGUUAAUGGUAAAAAAAAAAAAAUUGAGUGUAAUUUACUAAUAUUUUUUUAUAUAUAAAUUAUAUAAAUAUAAAUUAAAUUUAUGUAUCCUACCUUUCCAACUUUCUAUCAAUAACCUCUAGGGCUGGUAGAUGGGUAGCUCACCCAUCCCCAGUAUCAGCUCUUUUUUAAAUUGUAAAUAGCUAAAUUUGUACCGCCUCAUCAAUUUGUUUCAAAAGUAAAAUUUAUUUUGAACUAAUAUAAUACCUAUUAUUAUAGUAAAAUCAAAGCUAAUAUUAUAUUAUUUUAUUCACGUAUACCUACGUCAUUAAAAAGCUGUCCGAGGAUACAGCCAUUGUUGUAGGUGGGAAGUCGAGAAAGUAGGAUAAAGACUAUAAUUUAAUGUAUAUAAUAUGUAAGCAACGAUUAACCAUUGCUAAUAAUAAAAAAACGAUUCUGAGCGGAGUUGAUAAUGUUGCUUUGUCAACAAUACCAAGUGAUCUAUUUAAGUGGGAACACUCCUUAUCUCGGAAAGUACUAACUUUUUUUCGGAAUUUGAUUUCUAGAAUGUUGAAGAAGCAAGCUGCUCUAUAAUUUUGUAUUUAUGUUAUUUUUUGUUACCCUUAUUUUUGGAGGAAAACCAUUAACCACCAACUACCUUCUUUUGAUAUUUACAUAGCAACCUAUAUUAAAAAUUCUAGUAUUAGGGUAUUAGUAAGUAUUUUCGUAUUGAAAUUUUUGAUUUCUAUUAAUCCAUUUAUGAGAUGUUGCACUUUUAAGUUUAAGUUGGAAGAGAGUAGUAGAGUAUCAUUUGUGUGGCGGUACGGCGUGUUCCCAAUUUAUUGGGAAAAUUCCUAAGAAAAUCAAAAAAUCUGACCCCCUUGAGAGGUAUGUCCGUGAAUUUGUUCCUCCGACUUUGUCCGAUCGAUUUGAAAAGUAUGCCAAUAUUUUGUAAACUAAUUUUUAGAAUUGGCAAAUCAGUUAUUCAAGUUUUAUAACCUAAAAACCGGUUUGGGCGGUCAACUUCACGUAGUUCCUCGACUUUGUCUGAACAAUUCGAAAAGUAUGCCAUCAUUUUAAAAAUGAAUAGAGACCCGUAGUUUUCAUAAAAUACUUAUAUUAGCCUUUUAGCUUUUGUAGUUUUUAGUAAAAUUUUAGUAAAAUUUUCAAAACAUUCUAGCUCUUAUAGAUUAUUUAUAAGUAUUUGAUGUUUGUCUUUUUACAUGUAUUUUUUUUUCGGUAGGUAUCUGUAAUUAAAAUUUUAUCACUAAACAGAAAUUAUUGAAAAUUUAACACAAAGUUCAUUAUAAGUUGAACUUGGUGGUAUAAAAAUAAAUUUGAAUUUAAUGCAUUGGUUGUUUAUACAAAAUAUUGGCAUACUUUUCAAAUCGAUUAGAUAUAGUCAGGGGGCCAAUUUCACGGAUAUUUAAGAGGUACUUUAUCUCUCCAGUCAGAUUUCCUUUUAGAAAAAGUGCUAUCAUUGUAAAUCUGAGCGUAAUUAAUGGUAGAAAAAUUAUCCGCAGAAAAAAAAAAAUCAUUGUAAAUUUAAUACAUUCCUUGCUCCACUCAAAAUCUAAAAUUGAAUAAAACUACAAAAUACAAAUAAUAAUUAUUAUUGUUGAAAUUUUCAGCAUUUACUUAUUUUUAAACAAUAAAUAAUCUAUCUAUUUACAAUGUAAUAUACUUAAUUGUUUUUUUGUUUAUUUAUUAGGUGUUGGCUGCUUCUCAUGACGUAUCCAUUGACGACUUUAAAAGUACUUUAGUUCAAGCUGUGAAUAAAGGGAGUAUGGAAAUAAAUCUUCGAAAUGCUGUAUUUCAUUGGUUAAGAAGUCAUGGAAACAAUAAACAAACAGUGGUUAGGGAUGAAAUUACAAGUAGAGAAUCAUUAGAUUAUUUGAGGAAAGCCCAAGUAAUUUGUAUAUUAUGUCUAGUAUAAUAGUAAUAUUAUAUAACUGUACAAUUGUUUGAAUUAUUUCUUUAAAUGUAGAUAACAUGGGAAAAAAGGAUUCAAAAAUCAUUAGAAUCUAUGUGUGAAGAAAUAGGUAUAAAUCUGUCUUGUUAUAGAUCAAUUGGAGACCGAGAAGAAAUGUUACAAAAAUGGAAUGAACUCAGUACAUACAACACUAGUAAGUUGUUUUAUUAUUUUUAAUCUAUGUUUAGGUAUUUACAAAUAUAGAAUAAAAUAUGUAAGUAUCUGGGCCAUAUUUAGAGAGUAGCUCGGAUGGACAAUUGCUCGCAAUAUAACUUUUUAGGGACGCCGAAAAAAUGGUUAAAAAAAAUUUAAUUUAAUUUAAUUUUUUUUUCAUACCCAAUGUAUUUUAUCACGAUUUAUUUAUUUUACUUUUAUAAUUAUAAAUAAAACGUAGUAAAAUAUAUCGAUAACGAUAUCUGUGAAUGUGUAUUGACCGGCGGUUAUGAUAUAAUCUAUGAAUAAUAUGUCACCUCAGUAUUUAUACCAGUUGGUGCCUAAAAUAAUAUGGGUACAAACAUGUUUGUUUGUCAUGUUUGUUUACGAAAACGAUUGGGUUAUUAUUAAUAUUAUUAUGUUUGUGUUUUUAAAAACUCAUUUUAUUUAAAAAAUAUUAAUAAAUACGGCCUUGUAGGUUUACUAACAUUUAAGUUAUAAAGUAAAGCAUAAAGUUAAUGGUACCAUUUGUAAAAAUAAUAGAGCUGAAUACACAGUCAAACAUUUUUUUUCGAUUCAAUAGUAGAGAAAAUGUAAAGGGGACGCACGGAAAUAGUGUAGCCCGAGGGUGCCAAAACACUAAAUAUAGCCUUGGACUAAAUUAUAAAAUAUUAAAAAAAAACUUAGUAGAUAGUAGGUAAAAAGAGCUGAUAUUGCUGUCUAUUAUAUGCCACUGUAGGUGGGAAUUUGAGAGGCAGGAUAUAUAGUUAUUUAAUUUGCAAACCGCCAUUUCACCCAGAUCAAUGUGUUGAAACUAUUUCGUCGCGACUUAUUCUCUACAAUAUUUUGCCGCUGUAACGGUUCAGUUAUGAACCAAUUAGACACGAGGAAUAAUUCUCCGCCAAACUUUUUACUGAUGAACUGAUUUGCUAGGCAUAUUGUUUAAUCGAUGGACUGAUUCUUUAACCCAUUUAUAAAUGGGAUAUAUUCUAGAUACAAACACGUUAACAAAAAAAUAUGUUGGUGUACAUUGGUUUUAAAAUCAUUUUGUAUACUAUGCAGGUCGAGUGGUUUUUGAACGUGUAAAACAAACACCUCUUAGGGUGAUUAUAGAUAAUAGAGUUCACACACACUGUAUGUAGGUACCUAAUGAUUAAUUAUUAAAAAAAGCGAUUCUCAGCGGAAUUCUGUUGAUCAAUUUAAAUUAAAAAUGAUAUCAAUUUGUACCCAACUAUAAAAAAAAUGAGCAUUAUCCGUGUUUUUUCGUUUGAAAAUUUGUGAAUUAUUUUAACCGACUGUUAUCAUACAAUUGCAAAAAUCACUAAUAUACUUAUAAUUGUUUUAAAUUAAAUAAUAUGCCGUACACUGUAGCAACGAAUAAAUCUGUGGGUAAAAAUGAUACAUAUCCCCCCUCUCCAUGGAAUUAACCCGAAGACGCCCCUGAGUAAUACUAUUAACUAAGCUCCGCUCAGAAUCAUUUUUUGUUGACAAUGCUUAAAUUUGCUUAGGUAAAGAUAUACAUUAAAUUUCCCUCAAUAUCCUACUUUCCCAACUUCUCAUCUAUAAUAAUGGUCCACCCAUCGUGCGAAGUAUAUCCGUCUUUUUUUCUUAUCAACCAUUAAUAUUAAAUUUAAUUACUUCGCUUCCUCUCAUAGUUAAGGUCUGGAGACGCCCCUGAUUAUAGCUAACCCAAAACGAUUUUGAGCGAUGUUCCACAAAAGAUGUUUUCAAGUACAGCGAUAUGUACAAUUUUCUUCAAAAUUUGAAUUCAAACCUUUUAUUAAAUAAAAACUACUAGGUAUAUUACAAUAAUUAUUUUUUAUUACCAGAUACAACUUAGGGUAGUAAAUUUAUGUGUUAUAUUUAUGCCUGUGCCAAAAAAGUUUUAUUCAUAUAAAUCAAUUAUUUUGUGAUUAUGUGAAUAUAGUUUUUUAACAAAAUGCAAAAAAUAUCAUAAUUUUUGUCAAUUUCCAUUAAAAUUUUAUAUUAUUAAAAUCAAUGCAUUCCUUGCUGUGCUUAAAAUCUGAAAGCUUUAAAAGAGACAUCAACAAAUUUAUUUUUACUAUUAUUAUUAGCUAUUUUCAUAAUCUUCGUAGAUAAAAUGUUAUUCAUGUAAUUUUAUUUUUAAGGUUUAGAAAGGCUGAGACCAGUGUAUGCACCAAAAGAUUUUUUAGAAGUAUUAUUUUCAUUGCAUAAUCCUAAUUAUCGGAUGAUAUCGUGAGUAUCUAAAAAUACUAAAACUAAAAAACUUUGUAUGAAAUUGUCCGGAAAAAAAAUGAUACAUGAACUUUCUAUUGCUAUAAUAUAUUUCUUCAUUACUUUUAUUUGAUCUAGAAAAAUUAAAAAAAGUAUUCUGAUUUACUGAUAAAAAAAAUUUUAAUUAACAGUUUUAUUAUUAAUUUACAAUAUUUUGAAUUACUUACAACCUAUAAAAUAUAAAUAGGUAUUAUUUUUAAAAUUGUGUUUCUUAACUUCUUUCUAUACUUUUAAGCUAGAACUAAAUAUAUUAGAAUAUACUAGUAUUUCUUAAAAAAAAAAAAAGUAAUAGUUCUAGUUAUUUUAUUUUUAUUUUAAACACUCCUACAUUAUCCAUAACAAAUAUUGACAAAUAUAAAGAUAAAUUUAUAUUUUAAAUUUUAUGUCCAGAGACGAUAUGAUUUGGGACUUUACAUACUUACCUCUCAAAGUUAAAACCCUUUCAGAACUUGUAAGUAUUUUUUAAAUAAUAUUAUUUAACUACUGACUGUGACAUAUCCAGAAUUUUUUCCAGCAGGUUUUCAAUAUAUUCUUAUUAUACAGAUUAAUAGGAAAAUUGUUGAUAAAAUUUGUGUUUACAUCACUCUUACAAUAAAUACUAUAAAUACAAUUGUACAUACAUAAUAGUUUUGUUUGUUUUUUAGAAACACUUUUACAGAGAUUUGGCUACAGCCGAUUUGUUAUUAGGUUUAACGACAUUGACAACGAUUUCGGGUGGUUCAACAUCACAGGGAGAAAAAGACCGAAUUAUUAGAGGAGAAGAAGGUAAAAUACAAAUUAUCAAAUGUGUACAUAAUAAUGGUAACAAAUUAAUAAUGUAAGUAUUUUCAGUUUUAGCACAUCAGCAUGCACCUGUGUGUCAAGAGUAUUUAAAAUUGGGUGCACCACGUAGUCUUCGAGGUAGACUUUGGUCACAAAUACUUGGAUCUAAUGUGAAGUCGUCGGUAAUUUAAAAUCGAGACUAUAUUUUAGUCUAUAUUAAGUGAAUUAAUAAACAAAAAAAAUAAUAACAAAGUAGGUAUUAUUGUAAUAAUUAUUUGUUUAGUAAUUUAUUAAAUUGUUUAGGAACAUGAUUACUUGGAACUUAAACAACGUGUGUUACAUUACGAUAUUUUGAUAGACAAAUUAAUCACAAAGGACGUUCAACUGACAGCAUGCAAUGACGACCAAUACUUUGUGUUCGAAGACGUUUUGCAUCAGGUAAUAUAAAAAAAAUGUCUUAUAUUGUCAAUAUUGUGUCAUUAAUUAAUUAUUAUAAUUAUUACAUAAUUUUACCUAUCUACCUAUUUAGAUAAUGUUGUGUUUUACUCGUGACACUAGUGUGUUGUCAGUAUUCAAUAGCUCGACUAGCCGUCCAAUUUUAACAUGGUUAAAGAGUAAACCGCCCAAAGAGACGACAUAUCCUCCAAAUGGCAUCAUACCUUUUCACGGUUUCACAAUGUAUGGUAAGCAUACAGCCAAAAUAUAAUGUUUGUGUCUAUAUACUUAUUUAAUUGUACAAUGUCCUCUUAAGUUUAAAAUUUUUGAAAAAAAAUUUACCUAACCAACUCUAAUAUUCUUUAAACUCAUUUAAAACUUUGUAGUUUUUUUUGAUUGAUAAAUUUUAAAACUGAAAGUAAAUCUUAUAAAAAUACGAUCAUUUAUAGUUUUCACAAUACUAUGUACAUAUUUAUUUCUAAAACUUCUUCAAAAAAAGUAGGUAUCUAGGAGUGUAAAACAAUAUUAUUAUUUUUAAUAUAGUAUAGACAAUUUUUUUCAACCUAUAAAUGGUAAUUACUUUUAAAAACCUUCCAUAAUAACUAAUAAGUUAUGCAAUUUUAAAAACUAUUAAUAAUAUAAAAGCACAAUAUGUUGGUAAAAAUGUAUUUUAUAUAAUAAAAAAUAUGAAUUAAUUUUAUACUUAUCAGAUUUUAUGUAUUUUUAUAAUUAAUGAACAUUAUUCAAUUAUUUUAUAUUAUAAUUCUUUUUGAUUAAAGCAUAAUAUUAAUAAGUCAUAAAAUAUUAUAGUAUAUUAAAAUUAUUAAUACAGUGAUAUAAAAGCACUGCUAUAUGGAACUUUACAGAUUGAAUUAAAAUGAUACAUUUUUUAUUUUAAAAGCCCGUAAUUUAACACUCCAAUGAAUGGUGGAUCAAUUUAAAAAAAACCUACUAGUCAUUAUAUUGAAAAAGGUUCCGUUUUGCAUGAAUAUAUUUUAAUUUUUAACCAUUGAAAAUCAUGACAUCCAUGAGACUUACUAUUUAAAAACCAUUACUAAAAUUAAAACUUAAUAACCUAAAAAAAAGAACUGAUACUAGGUACAAGUAUAGCACUGUUGGAGUUGGGAAGUUAGGAAGUUAAGAUACAUAAUGUUAUUUUAUUUGUAUCUGUAAGCAACGAUAAACCAUGGCUAAUGAAAAACGAUUCGAAGGAAAAUUCAGUUAUAAAUGUUUUGAAGCCGUAAUAUUUACAAUUUUUAUCAAAAAUUUACAUUUUAAUGCUUAUAAAAAAAUAUACUACAUUACAUUCAUUUUUUUUUAAUCUCUAAGUAGAAAUUAUAAUGAACCUCUAGUUCAAUUUUCAACCAUUUCAGUUUAGUCUAACAAUUGUAUACACAAAGUACCUACCAAAUAAAAAUUAAGUAAAAAACUCUCAAAAUAAAAUUAUCUAUAACUAGCUCAAAUAUAAAUAAAAUGUUUUGAAAAUUUUACCACAUCUAGAAAAAGGAAAUAUAAGUUUUCUGUCAAAUUUUCAAGUCUACAAAUAUUUUUAAUUGAAUUUCAACAAAAAACACAAAUGAAGAUAAUAAAAUUAUUAUUUUUUUUUACAUUUUCCCUUUCUUUCUUGAUUUCUUUUGGUUUUUGCAAAAUUUAUUAAAAAAAACUACAGUGUUUCUUAGUGUUUUACUGGAGUAAUAUUUUUAGUAGAUAAAAUAACUCAUGUAAAAACAAUGAGAUUGAUAACACGCAUUGUAAAUAUUUGUCAUUUUACCUAUAUUUUGUUGCCGGUUUUUCCUAGAUAUUUUGAAAAUCAAAAAUGAUCUCUAAUAUGCCUACUAGAUAAAAUUUUUUUCAAAAAAUGUAUUAAAUCCGUCUAUUCAAAAGUUAUCAGAUUCAUUAUUACACUCCGAAUCGAAAAUUAGAUUGUUCAAAUAUUAUAAUAUAGGUAUAAGGAAUUUCACUCAAAGCACUAUUUCAUUAACUACAAUUAAAAUACUAUUAUAGCUGCUCCAGUUUGCUACCUAUUCAACGACCCUGUGCCUUUAUACUUCACGUUUAGAGCGUUUUACCAAAGAUACUGGUUCAGACUACACGAAAUAAGUUCGCACCCACAAGGCAUAUUGGGUUUAUGCAUUCUGUUUCAAAGACUUUUGCAGAGACAUGAGACCAAAAUAUGGUCACAUUUCAUGAGCAACAAUAUUCACCCGUAAUUAUCAUAAGAGUAUUAUGAUUAUCACUUAUGUAUUAUAUUGUACAGAAUUUAAAAAAAAAAUCUACCUUGUAUUAUAGCAUCAGAGUGGUUUUCAAGUGGCUCAUGAAAGGUUUUAGUGGAUUUUUACUCCCGGAACAAUUGCUCAACUUGUGGGAUAUGAUUCUAGCCUACGAUUCUCUAGAGGUAUUACCACUUUUGGCUGUCACUAUUCUAAGUUUCAGAAAAGACAAUCUACUUCAAGUUAACACAUUACCAAAUGUGGAAGUGAGUAUUGUUUUGAUUAUAUUAAAUGGAAUAAUGUUAUUAUUUACUCGUUAUUGUUAUAUUAUAGGCGAACAAAUAUUUUUUUAUUUUUUUCUAGUCGGUUCUGAUCGAUUUAUCAUCAUUAAAUGUAAUGUCUCUGUUACAAUUGGCACUUAAAGGACCAAUAAAAAUGUAA